ACCAAUCCACUGAGGUCAUGAAUCUACCUAUGUCUAUGGCCUAUGGCGGCGUGUGUUGUCAAGACCAGCUGCUUUCCGGGUCUUCAUCUUCAGAAAAAGAAUGUAAUUCAUUUUUUGUGUUGUGCCAUGGCAUCGGCGUCUGGAACCGCUGGUCACUGGAGCAAAGGCCUUUUGGCGUCCAUGAAUGAUCCUGAAGCUGUCAUUGAUGCUGAUGAAGAUUUAGUAACGAUCAAAGAUAAAUAUCCGAAGGCAAAAUUUCACUUUCUCAUUCUCCCAAGAAGGAAAAUACCAAACUUGAAGAGUCUGACAAGAGAAGACCUUGAUCUACUCGAAAAAAUGCACCAAAAGGGAGAGAAGAUAGCUAACCGGGCAAAUGAAGAACUGCAGUUCAGGUUUGGAUACCAUGCUGUACCGAGUAUGAGUCACCUUCACAUGCAUGUCAUCAGUCAAGAUUUCAACAGCCCCUGCUUGAAAACAAAGAAGCAUUGGAACUCCUUUGUUACAGAUUAUUUUGUCGACUCAAAAGCUGUAAUAAAGAGUAUACAGAAGCAUGGCCAGUGGAACGUGAAUAAAGAAGAAAUGGAUCAACUGCUGAAACAAGACUUAAAGUGCCAUAUAUGCAAGAAAAUGUUUCGGACAAUACCAGAGCUCAAGGCACACAUUGUCUUUCAUGAUGUUACUAAGCCAAAGACGAGAUGACAGUGUCCCUGCGGUCAGCCCUGUGUCCCUGUGUGUGUGAAGAAACUUUUCGUUGUGAUCAUUUGCAAGCUUAAUAAAAUGUUAUCUUUACAAGU
Molecule: messenger RNA, 794 nt
Organism: Aplysia californica (California sea hare)
Lineage: Eukaryota; Metazoa; Mollusca; Gastropoda; Aplysiida; Aplysiidae
Product: aprataxin
Exons: 6
Coding region: 43-699 (218 amino acids)
Biological process (GO): double-strand break repair; single strand break repair
Cellular component (GO): nucleus
Molecular function (GO): single-stranded DNA binding; DNA 5'-adenosine monophosphate hydrolase activity; double-stranded RNA binding
Source: RefSeq, a predicted model, not a curated record